Messenger RNA from Rhagoletis zephyria (snowberry fruit fly), 444 nucleotides. Its product is annotated as N66 matrix protein-like. NCBI's taxonomy places the organism in Eukaryota, Metazoa, Arthropoda, Insecta, Diptera, Tephritidae. The record is from RefSeq and is a predicted model, not a curated record.
GCACGCGGACUAUGCCCAGGGGAUACCGAGACUAGAGAUGAAAUCAUUGAAGUACUGGAGAUUGCAAGUGGCGAAGUUUCGGAAAAUCUUGACGACAACGGUGCGGUUAAAAAUGGUGCGACUAGCAAAGGCGCGAAUAACCGUAGAGGUGCAAGUAACGGAGAUGAAGCCAACGACAGUGGUGCGAGUAAUGGAAAAGUAGCGGACAACAAAGGUGCGGGCAACAAAGGUGCGGAAAACAAGGGUGCGGACAAGGACAAUGGCGCGAAAACGGGUAAAUUCCCAGAUAACGGCAACGGGGCGAACAACGUUAAUACUGGAAAUUUCGUAGGUGCGAUCAAUACUGGUGGUAAAAGUGGUAACGGUGAUCAGCAGCAGCAGCAAGAAAACAACGGGUCGAUGCGCCUACGUAGUGGAAGAUUUGGCCACCAGAUAUUAGGCUGA